Messenger RNA from Dalotia coriaria, 2486 nucleotides. RefSeq names its product vacuolar protein sorting 53 (gene Vps53). Gene Ontology annotation, cellular component: GARP complex. Bases 106 to 2439 code for a protein of 777 amino acids. NCBI's taxonomy places the organism in Eukaryota, Metazoa, Arthropoda, Insecta, Coleoptera, Staphylinidae. The transcript is spliced from 2 exons. Gene Ontology annotation, biological process: retrograde transport, endosome to Golgi. The record is from RefSeq and is a predicted model, not a curated record.
CAAAGUUGCCUAUAUUAUGAAAAUAAAUAUAUUGCAUCUGACUGUAACCUUAAACAUAAUUCUUGUUAUUUCUAUGUAAAAUCAUCAUCAAAAACAAGAUAAAACAUGGAUGUUAACAACGAUGAAUCUCUUUCUGAUGAUGAUCAACAAGAGUUAUUCAUCAGUUUCCCCUUCGAGGUGCAAAAAGCAAUUGACCAGGUUCUACCCAGUAAAGACCCGCUGGAUAAACCCGACUUCAACACAAUCGACUACAUAAACACACUAUUUCCCACCGAACAAUCCCUGGCGAAUAUCGACGACGUGGUAGCUGACAUGGAAGGCAAAAUCGUCUCAAUAGAUGAGGACAUCUCCACUGUAGUAAGGACACAAACCACAGCAAGUCAAGAUGGCAGACAAGCCCUGGAAGAGUCUCAGAAACUAAUCAAACAACUAUUCGUCCACAUGCGAGACGUAAAGGAACGCGCGGAGAAAUCCGAAGAGAUGGUGCGGGAAAUCACGCGAGAUAUCAAACAAUUAGACUGUGCAAAGAGAAACCUUACACUAGCAAUCACAACACUGAAUCAUCUCCACAUGCUUGUAGGAGGUGUAGAUACAUUAAAAACAUUAACACAGAAACGCCUCUAUGGAGAAAUAGCGCUACCCUUGCAAGCAAUCAGUGAAGUAAUGGCACACUUUGAGAAUUACUCAGACAUUUCACAGAUCAAAAGCCUAAGUGACCAAGUCAACAGCAUAAGAUUUGAGUUAGCUGAGCAAAUCACCAAGGAUUUCCACCAGGCAUUCACAGCCAGUGCAAAGGUGACUCUACCCAGCAAACAACUCCAACAAGCUUGCCUGGUUGUCUCUGCAUUGGAUGUCAAAGUGAAGAAUGAUUUGUUAAAGUGGUUUGUUGAUCUACAACUGGUUGAAUACAAGCAUUUGUUUCAAUCUACUGAGGAUACAGCUUGGUUGGAUAAGAUUGACAAGCGCUACGCAUGGCUGAAACGCCACCUGUUGGAGUUCGAGGAACGUCUAGGGACGAUGUUCCCACAGAAUUGGGAAGUGAGCGAGCGUAUUGCUGUGCAAUUCUGUAAUCACACCCGCGAGGAACUUUCGGCGUUGAUGCAGAAGAGAAGACAUGAGAUAGAUGUGAAAUUAUUACUAUUCGCUAUUCAGAAAACCACGAAUUUUGAGAAUUUAUUAAGUCGGAGGUUUUCCGGUGUUACUGUAGAUGUAGACAAAGCAAAUGAAACAUUUGAGAAUUCCGUGUGGAAUGGAAUCAUUGGAGGUUGUUUCGUGGCACAUCUGCGUAUUUACAUUGAUUCCGUCGAUAGGAAUCUGCAGGAUUUGAUCGAGAGGUUCCAACAGGAUGAGAAACUUAACUUUACGACUGAAACAAGCGAUACGCAAGCUACGGUGAUCCCCAGCUGCGCGGAUCUGUUUGUUUUCUACAAGAAAUCAAUGAUACAAUGCCACCAGUUGGAUAAGUCGCAAUCAAUGUUAGACCUGACGAAAGUAUUUCAAAAAUACUUGAGGGAAUAUGCUUUCAAGUUGUUACAGAAUAAUAUUCCGAAGAUAGAGCAGCAACCGCAGUUGAAAGGCAGUGUGCAGUCGUUGACGCGUGAUUUGCCACGGAUUUCCACGUCGGGUUUGAUGCAGAACUUUUCCUCGCUGCUCAAAGAAGGCGAGAUUACCCGAUUCACCAAAGAGGAGCAGACGAAAGUGUGUUGUAUCCUAACAACUGCCGAAUAUUGUCUGGAAACCACGCAGCAAUUAGCUGAGAAACUCAAAGAGAAAAUCGAUAAGGAUUUAGCCGAAAAGAUUGACUUUACAAACGAGCAGGGACAUUUCCAGAGCGUGAUUGCGAAUUGUAUACAAAUCCUAGUCCAGGAUUUGGAGAACGCUUGUGAGCCAGCAUUGACGACAAUGUCAAAGAUCCAAUGGCAGAAUAUCGACAGUGUCGGGGACCAGUCACCAUAUAUAACCGCAUUGACAACGCACUUCAAGACAACUGUGCCUGUAGUGAGGCAUUGCCUAAGUAACUCCCGUAAAUAUUUCACGCAGUUUUGUAUACGUUUCGUGAAUUCGUUCAUUCCGAAAUUCAUCCAGACUAUCUACAAGUGUAAGCCGAUUAAUACCGAAGGUGCGGAGCAGUUGUUGCUCGACACGCACAUGUUGAAGACUGUGUUGUUGAAUCUGCCCUCGAUUGCGUCACAGAUUAAUCGACAAGCGCCUGCGCCGUAUACGAAGGUCGUGAAUAAGGGUAUGAGUAAAGCGGAGAUGAUUCUCAAGGUGGUUAUGACUCCCAUUGAGCCGGCCAAGGCAUUUGUUGAUCAGUUUUUGAAACUGUUGCCCGAGUCACAGCAGAGUGAAUUUGUGAAGAUUCUGGAGAUGAAGAGUGUGAAGCGGCAGGAGCAGGCGAGUUUGAUUGAGUUGUGCAAACGCGUAGAGAGUAAAAAUUAACUUAUCUAGUCUUAGAUAUAGAAUAUAAAAUAAACAUUCCGAGAUGA